Anopheles moucheti is the source of this 3086-nucleotide messenger RNA. RefSeq names its product Kv channel-interacting protein 4-like. The record is from RefSeq and is a predicted model, not a curated record. The transcript has 5 exons. Gene Ontology annotation, molecular function: calcium ion binding. Lineage: Eukaryota; Metazoa; Arthropoda; Insecta; Diptera; Culicidae. The coding region runs from base 1 to 1011 and encodes 336 amino acids.
AUGGAAGCGGUAGCGAAACCCUCGUCGACACGCUCACAGCAGGUGCUUUCGGUGCAGAGUCAGCAGCAAAUUGCGAUUGAAAUUAUCAGCGAAUCACCGAUUGCCCCGCACCAGCAGCAACAGCCAGCACCACACCAACAGCUGCAACAUCAGGAGCUGCAAGCGCACACUCUGCUGCAACAAUGUCAGCAGCAACAGCAGCAACAGUCAGCAGUUCCCCAGCCCAACGUCGACAUUGUGUUGCGCGAAUCGACCCGUAGCAAUUUGGUCAGCCGAAAAAAACCCUCCUCCGGCGAUGGCAAGAAGGGUUCGGGCCAUAAGAGCAAGGACGAUCAGAAGGGUGAAGGCAAGUCGGUGUACCGGAAAUUCUUCAAGCGCAUCAAAACCAUCCUGGACGGUGCGGAUCCGGACGCCAGUAGCAAACCGGAAGCGGAGGAUUUACCCGUGCCGGCCCGCUACUAUCCGGACUCGCUGGUCGAACUGACGCGGACGGCCCGCUUUACCGAGGAAGAGAUCAAGCGAAUAUACCGCGGCUUCAAGGCCGAAUGUCCGACCGGCAUCGUGAAGGAGGAAACAUUCAAGGGCAUCUAUUCACAGUUCUUCCCGCUCGGUGCGAGCAGCGGUCAGUACGCUCACUACGUCUUCAAUUCCAUCGAUCUGGACCGGAAUGGCUCAUUAAGCUUUGAGGAAUUCGUCGCCAACCUGUCGAUUCUGCUGCGAGGUACCGUCGAUGAGAAGCUGCAGUGGACAUUCUCGCUGUACGACAUCAACGGAGACGGAUGCAUCACCAAGGAAGAGAUGAAGGAAAUCGUCACUGCGAUCUACGAGCUGAUGGGUAAGGUACCGGAAGGAUGCGAGGAGGAACAAGCAAUCAAGGAUAAGGUCGAACGGCUGUUUGAGAAAAUGGAUCGCAACUGCGACGGCAAGAUAACGCUGGACGAGUUCAUUGAGUGCUGCACGAAGGACGAAAGCAUCCGCCGAUCGAUAGCCGUAUUUGACACCAUCUUCUAAGGACGCAUAUCCACAACAUUUCCUAGCGUGUUCCGCAACGUUCCAUCUGGCAGCAUUCGCUUUAUUUUGUUUGUGUCCACACCACACAAGUCCAAAUUGCGGCUAGAGGCACGGACACACUACUCAUCUCGAUGUCUGGCCGAUUUGGGGACUAUCGUGUGGUAGUACGUUUUAUGGGUGUCUUAUCUCACAGCAAAUCACAACGAAAUGAAACUAUUGGACGUGGAAAGCUUGUGCUCUAAUUCUGGCACUCGAAAGAAUAUGUCACCCUGCAACAAAAAAAAAAACACCGAACAAUACAGUGUAUUGAGCUGGCUAAAGUAGUAGACGAACAGGGUCUAACACAACACACGAUUAUCAUUGCACAUGCACAUUAUCUACAAACUGUUUAAUGUUGAAACUUUUAUCGGCAGAUUCUAGCUCUUGUUACAUUGGUUAGAAAAGCGAACAUUACUGCACAUUACUUUCAAAACAUUAACAUCCUUGCAGUUCCUGCUAGAAAACUUUUCGGAUUGUGGAAGGAUAAAAGUUUGCAAUUUAAAAUCGGAAGAAAGAGGAGAACGAACACAUUGGAUGCACAUAAAAAAUCCCAUAAAAUUCUCCUGUUCGUGUUUAAUUAAAAACGUGAUAUUGUUGUUGUAAUGCUAAAUAUGCUCCUCUAUUAAAGAUUCCACCUCAACUCUGGAUGCAUUCGCACAAAUGCGAGGAGUCGGUUCUUGAAACACGAAGUAAAUUCGUUAUUUGCAUCGGAUGUACGCUUCAACUGCUGCAACUUCACUUCGUUUAAACAAAACUAAUGUAGAGAGCCUACCAGUACCUAAGAAAACACUCAAACAAACUCAAAAUUGUAUCCUAUGAAAGUAUAAUGGCACAUUGCUGCUUUAACAUCCACUUACAGCUUUGUUUACUAUCUCCGUUUCAAAAGGCUUACAGCUCCCUGCUGACAUGUCUGUUAAUGGCUUAAGGCACAACAUAAAACACUCCGAUUCCGAUAGGCAUUAUAGAGAAAGAGACACAGUGAGAGAGAGAAAAAGAGAGAAAAAGAGAGAGAGAGAAAGUAGCGUAUAGGAAAAAGAGACACGACAUGGAAGUCUUCGCUUCCAAACAGGAAGCCUAAAGCUGCUAACACAUUUAAAAAUGUUGAUCCUUUACUACCAAUUAGCCGGGUACGUAGCAUCCCGGGUGCGACCAGUUGUUGUUCCAUAUCUAAACUCUUCCAAGUUACUAUAGUUCUUAUAUUUAUAAAAACAGAAUCGUGCGCGACUGCAAGGCACGCACCUUCACGUCCGUCGUCGUUCCAUUGUUUCUUGACGUUCUAUAUUCUAUACAUAUAUCGGAUAAAAACACAAUCUUUAUUGAUAGUCAUUCUAACUCCUGCUUUUAUGGAGAUAAUGUUACGAACUCCCGCUAUCCUUAUUACCCAUUGCAACUACCUUGCCUAGACCUACACCUAGAUGUUGUGAUUGGCUGUUAUCAGGACCUGUUACCCGACCCGGAACGGUUGCAUGUUUCGCGCUUUUCCAAAAGGAGGUGCUUUCUGUACGGCUGGCGUUCUGCCAACUUAAUCUUGUUUUUUUGUUUGUUUUGUUGUCUCGACAAGGUUGCUCGCACUGGAAGCAACAUCUCACCUGCGAUUUACGAUUGGUUUGAAGAUUGAAUAAUGUCGUCCUACACCUGCGUGUGUGAAUUGUUAUCGUACGCUCAGUUUUAAAACGAGUAAACCAUGUGCGGUUCAGGGUAAUUUUAUUGACAAAAGUUUUUUAUUUGUAUUUAUUACGUACGAAGAAACAAAAAAAGCAUGUGGCAGAAGAGUGAGACAUGAACGGGGAACGGGAAAACAAAAGCAAACGCGUAUGCGGGCGCAACAUUUUACACCCUUUGUUAUGGCUUUUCCCAAGGAAAAGCAUUAAGCGGCGGCAAGGCAGCGAGAAAAUAUUGAUAGAACCGAGUUUACAGGAAAUCGAAUGAUACAAUUGAACAUUAUCCAAACGAAAAAAACAAAAAAAAACAAAGAAAAAGAAGACCGAAAGGCGUAACAGACGAUUGUUGUUAUUUAUUCAAUAAAACAAUACACA